Drosophila yakuba is the source of this 4398-nucleotide messenger RNA. RefSeq lists its product as uncharacterized. Lineage: Eukaryota; Metazoa; Arthropoda; Insecta; Diptera; Drosophilidae. The coding region runs from base 555 to 4121 and encodes 1188 amino acids. The transcript is spliced from 9 exons. The record is from RefSeq and is a predicted model, not a curated record.
GGCGGGCAGUUGACGAGCUGCCUUCACGCCAAGCGGACGCGUAACGGCACAGAUGCCAGACUAUAUAUAGUUAUAGAGUACCAUCCGAAGCCCACAAAAGCCACAAACUAUAUACAUCACCGACAUCGGGCAACAAUAGUGAGGGAAGCGAUUUACAGAAGCUAGUUCCGCGACUCCGUAAACCUAGCAAAAGUUAUGUGAUAGGCCUUUGCUUCGGAAUUUCGCAUACUGCGCUUUCAUUUUCCAGCGUGGUUUCGACGCGUAUCCGUAUCCGUGUGCGUGUGUCUGUGCGCAGGACAUAAAAGCUCCGUUUUGUUGAUAUACGCAGUCCGUGCAAGGCCAUCGAACAGCUGGCAGUUCCUCAACUCGCUUAGGCAUAAACACCAAAUACAAUUUUUAUAAAAGCGUUUUUUAAAUAUUUAUCGAAACACCACCAAACUGAAAACAAUUUAUAUAAUUUUUAAUAAAAAGCGAGAGUUCGUCCUCGUUUGAAAGACGCCUGUUGAUUUUUCAAUUACACCCGAGCCGAAAAGACACAGCAGAAAAAUAACAACAUGUCUUCCAUGGCUGCAUUUGAUCAGUUCAAAAUUGGACUCAAAAUGGUUGACUUUAAGGUCCAACAACGUCGCUACAGGACCAGCGAAAAGACUGUCGUCAGCACCACCUACGGACCCAUCAAGGGUGUCAAGAGGAAGUCCAUCUACGGCCAGUCGUACUUCAGCUUCGAGCGGAUCCCCUUCGCCAAGCCCCCGGUGGGCGAGCUACGCUACAAGGCCCCCCAGCCCCCGGAGGUCUGGACGGAGGUCAGGAGCUGCACUUCCCAGGGUCCUAAACCAUUGCAGAAGCACUUCGUGUUCGAGAUGACCGAUGGCUCCGAAGACUGCCUCUACCUCAAUGUCUACACAAAGAAUUUAUAUCCCACCAAACCCAUGCCCGUGAUGGUCUGGAUCUAUGGUGGUGGCUUUCAGUUUGGCGAGGCCUCACGGGAAUGUUACAGUCCGGAUUAUUUGCUGCGUGAGGAUGUAGUGGUCAUUUCUAUCAACUACAGAUUAGGACCACUAGGAUUCCUGUGUCUGGACGAUCCCGAUCUUGAUGUGCCCGGUAAUGCGGGACUCAAGGAUCAAGUGUUGGCCCUGCGAUGGGUCAAGGCCAAUUGUUCGCGUUUCGGAGGCGAUUCCGCAAAUAUAACCAUUUUUGGCGACAGUGCGGGAAGUGCCUCGGUUCACUAUAUGAUGAUCACAGAGCAGACGCGUGGACUCUUUCACAAGGCCAUCUGCAUGUCGGGUAAUACGCUUUCGCCCUGGGCAGUGACUCCUCAGAGAAACUGGCCAUUUCGGUUGGCUGUCCAGGCGGGUUACACGGGUGAAAACAACACCCGCGAUGUUUGGGAGUUCCUGAAGAAUGCCAAGGGAUCCGAUAUCAUCAAAGCCAAUGGAGAACUCUGCAUCGACGAGGAGAAAAAGGAGCGGAUUGGAUUCUCUUUUGGACCCGUUAUCGAGCCAUACGUCACCAACCACUGUGUGGUGCCCAAGAAGCCUAUCGAAAUGAUGAGAUCCGCCUGGAGCAAUAAUAUCCCACUGAUCAUCGGGGGGGUUUCCAACGAGGGACUCCUCUUGUACUCAGAGACCAAGACGAAUCCCAAGUGUCUAAAUGAGUUGGAUGACUGCCGGUUCGUGGUGCCCAUCGAAUUGAAUAUGGACAGGGCAAGUGCCCUGUGCCGGGAGUACGGCGACCAGCUGAGGCAGUGCUACUACGGCGAUAAAACGCCCAGUCUGGACACCCUACAUGAAUACCUUCAGAUGGUUUCCCACGAGUAUUUCUGGUUCCCCAUAUACCGCACAGUAUUGUCCCGCCUACAGUAUGCCCGCAGUGCGCCGACGUAUCUGUACCGCUUCGACUUCGACUCCAAGCACUUCAACCAUCUGCGCAUCCUGAGUUGCGGCAAAAAGGUGAGGGGUACGUGCCACGGCGACGAUCUGUCCUACUUGUUCUACAACUCCCUGGCGAGGAAGCUCAAGAACCACACCCGGGAGUACAAGUGCAUCGAGCGGCUGGUGGGACUGUGGACGCACUUUGCGGCAUGCGGAAAUCCCAACUUCGAUCCUGAACAGGAGGACUUGUGGCAGCCCGUCGAUCCUGCGGCCGUCGAGAAACACCAGCUGAAGUGCCUUAACAUAUCCGACGAGCUGAAGGUGAUCGACGUGCCCGAUCUUAAGAAGUUGAUGGUCUGGGAGAGUUUCUUUCGACGCGACGAGUUGCUGUACAAAAACACUAUGAAAUUGAUAAAUGUAUUUUAUGAAAAAAAUAAACUUUGUGUUUUGAAACAAAGAUAUAUAGGAUCUAACAUGUGCUUUGAAAAAGUUCUCACUAUGAACAGGUAUGGGGUAUUUCUGACCAAACUAAGGCACUUUAGCCUCAUUCCGAACAAAAGUGUACCAAAAGUCUUCACCAACUGGGAUUUCAUUCAGCAGGUGCUAAGUUUUAAGUACGAGCAGCGCAAGUUGGCCACAACAAUAUAUUCCGUAAUAAAGACCAAAUCAGGUCCUGUGCGGGGAGUGAAAAGAAACACGAUCUGGGGAGGAAGCUACUUCAGUUUCGAGAAGAUUCCGUUCGCAAAGCCUCCAGUCGGAGAUCUCCGUUUUAAGGCCCCGGAACCAGUGGAACCAUGGGAUCUGGAAUUGGACUGCACUUCACCGGCAGACAAGCCCCUUCAGACACACAUGUUUUUCCGGAAAUUCGCGGGCUCAGAGGACUGCCUCUACUUGAAUGUGUAUGCCAAAGAUUUACAGCCGGAUAAGCCGCGUCCAGUGAUGGUUUGGAUCUACGGAGGCGGCUUUCAAGUUGGAGAAGCUUCUCGAGAUAUGUAUAGUCCUGACUUUUUCAUGUCGAAGGAUGUGGUCAUAGUCACAGUUGCUUAUCGUCUGGGUGCCUUGGGUUUCCUCAGCCUGGACGAUCCAACACUGAACGUGCCCGGAAAUGCCGGCCUCAAGGACCAAAUUAUGGCUCUUCGAUGGGUACAGCAAAACAUCGAGGCUUUCGGCGGUGAUCCCAGCAAUGUCACACUCUUUGGUGAAAGUGCUGGAGGUGCCUCGACCCACUUCCUUACACUAAGUCCCCAAACUGAAGGACUUAUUCACAAAGCUAUCGUAAUGUCGGGCAGUGUUUUGUGCCCCUGGACGCAACCACCGAGAAAUAAUUGGGCCUAUAGGCUGGCCCAAAAAUUGGGCUACACUGGUGAUAAUAAGGACAAGCCAAUCUUUGAGUUCCUGAGAUCAGUGAGCGGCGGGGAGAUUGUAAAGGCCACCGCAACAGUUCUCAGCAACGAUGAAAAGCAUCAUCGGAUUCUUUUCGCCUUCGGACCUGUCGUAGAACCUUACACUACCGAGCACACUGUGGUCGCUAGCCAACCACAUGAAUCGAUGCAGAAUAGCUGGAGCCACAGGAUACCCAUGAUGUUUGGCGGCACGAGCUUCGAGGGAUUGCUAUUCUAUCCAGAGGUUUCUAGGCGACCAGCAACCUUGGAUGAGGUGGGAAACUGCAAAAACCUGCUACCAAACGAUCUCAGUCUCAACCUAGAUCAUAAACUGCGUGAGAACUACGGCCUGCAGCUGAAGAAAGCGUAUUUCGGCGAUGAGCCCUGUAACCAGGCAAACAUGAUGAAGUUUCUCGAACUGUGCUCAUAUCGCGAAUUCUGGCACCCUAUAUACAGGGCAGCUUUGAGCCGCGUCCGGCAAUCCAGUGCCCCCACCUAUCUUUAUCGAUUCGAUCACGAUUCAAAACUGUGCAACGCCAUUAGGAUUGUACUUUGCGGUCAUCAGAUGCGAGGUGUAUGCCAUGGUGACGAUCUGUGCUAUAUUUUCCACAGUAUGUUGUCGCAUCAAUCGGCUCCCGAUUCUGCGGAGCACAAGGUAAUCACCGGAAUGAUCGACGUUUGGACGAGUUUCGCAGCCCAAGGGGAUCCCAACUGCGAAAGUAUAAAAUCGCUUAAGUUUGCACCCAUCGAAAACGAGAACAAUUUUAAGUGUCUCAAUAUUGGGGAAAAUUUUGAUAUCAGGGCACUUCCAGAAUUGCAAAAAAUCGAGCCUGUGUGGAACAGUUUCUACGCCCCACACCAACUGUAGAUGCAGUGCAUCAUUAAUCGGGUUUUAUAGCUUUAGCUGUCUCAAUUCCUUGGAUUUGGAUAAUUUUAGUUUGUGUAAAUACGCUGUACAUAUGUUAUGUGGACAUUAUACGAUGGUUAUGUUGAUUAAUUAAAAAAGCUCAGAUUUUAAUGAUUUGAAAUAAUUAUUAUAAUUUAAAGAAUGAUUAUACUAGUAUAUAACUGCUUACCGAUUUUAUAAUUCAUAGCAACUCCAUAACCCUUUUAAUAAAUGCAUCUUAUAAACUUAAAUAUAAAAA